AUGGUACACUGCAGGUCAGAAUCAACUAUAAUUCAAUUGUUGCAGUACAGAAGAAACAAAGAAUAUGAUGUAGAAAGACUGCCGAAAUCUGGUAUUACUUCUGAUGUGUUAAACGAAGCUACAGCAGCGUUCAUAUCUACAGUUAUUCAAGAAAUGGGACCAAAAGCAACACAACUCUGCCUAAAAGAUACAACAUACUUUCAAUUGCUCGAUGUAUUAGAUGAUUUGUUUCCAAAGUCAAAAUUCAUUUUAAUGGUUAGAGAUCCAAGGGCUGCUGUAGCAUCUGUUAUAAUGCAAGAUAUAAAAAGAGGACAUAAAUCGCAGAAUAUUACCACAACUAUUCUUGAUUAUGAGGAAAUAGCAGAACAAAUGUUGGAAGAUUGUCAAUACAUUGGGAAACGUCGAUGCUUAUUUAUUCGCUAUGAAUGUUUGGUGCUGAAUUCACGCUUCGAAAUUCAAAAAAUCCUCGAUUUUCUUGGUUUACCUUGGAGUAAUAAGUUCUUGGAAGACGAAAACAUGGAGGGCAAUAUAUUUAUGCAACACAAAUACAAAGUGAAUUCCUAUCAAAUUAUCAGACCAAUUCAUAGAGAUUCUUUAUAUUCAUGGUCGAAAAAGAAUUCAGUAUUAUCAGAGAAAUAUAUCAAAUUUAUGAACAAAAAUAGCACAUUACUGAAAGCAUUACAUUAUCUUACAGAAACAGUUCCACCGAACUAUGAAAGUCUAUGUCAUAAGUGA
Trichobilharzia szidati is the source of this 735-nucleotide messenger RNA. The record is from the annotation of a GenBank genome assembly. NCBI's taxonomy places the organism in Eukaryota, Metazoa, Platyhelminthes, Trematoda, Strigeidida, Schistosomatidae.